GACGUCCCAGGGCCUCCUGAUGCACCAAUCAUCUCAGAGAUUUUCAAGGACAGUUGCCAAGCAACAUGGUCACCCCCAGAGUCAGACGGUGGAGCACCAAUCAUUGGUUACCACAUUGAACGUCGCCAAGCCACCUCUACCCGCUGGGUGAAAGUCAACACUGAUGUGAUUGAAGAGCUUACAAUGAAGGCAACAGGCCUGAAUGAGGGCAUGGACUAUGAAUUCAGAGUAGCGGCUGAAAACAAGGCUGGAAUUGGCAAAUAUAGCCCUCCAUCCAAACCAUUCAAAGCCAAGGACCCAUGGGGUAA
Molecule: messenger RNA, 308 nt
Organism: Owenia fusiformis
Lineage: Eukaryota; Metazoa; Annelida; Polychaeta; Sabellida; Oweniidae
Source: the annotation of a GenBank genome assembly